CAGAGAUCCCUACCAACUCGGCCUCAUGCUCUCAGUCGGGCUCCACUAUCACUGACCAUCAUGCUGCUUUCUUACUAACCCAAGCUUGUGCCACUGAUAUAAGGCCUCGUCCCCUCGUAACCACUGGUCCCCGAGCGUGUAUUGUCCCUUUACUCUUGUCUUUGCUUCAAAAUAAGCUGACCUAUUCCUGUCGACUGGCCUUGACCCGUGUGUGAAUACUUCACUACAUCUCAGGCCUAAUGGUAUACCAUCCAACCUUGUUGUUAUAAUUGUUGUUAUAAUUGUCCACUAUUCUGCUGCCUGGUGCCUGGUGCCUGGCUACAAGGAACCACGCCUGACUGCCACUCGCAACUGCCAUUUUCCCAACUCCAUCGUUCUUGCCCUCCAUAACUACAUAUGGGCGCCACCAUCAUGACCCCUCCCACAGAACCUUCGUCGCCGCUUGACGGUGGCAUUCGCAAGAGAGUAUGCAAAGCUUGUGAUCGGUGUCGUUUGAAGAAGUCAAAGUGCGACGGUGCUAGCCCGUGCAGUCGGUGUAAAGCAGAUAACGCCAUUUGUGUGUUUGGUGAGAGGAAAAAGUCGCACGACAAAGUCUAUCCCAAAGGGUGAGUGGUGCGGCGACCAUAGAGUCUUGGACACUUGUCGUCUGACACAAUACAGCUACGUGGAAAUGCUCGAAAGCCAGCAAGCCCAGCUAGUCACCGGUCUCCAGGAGCUGUACCGACGUCUGCAGAAAGGUCAAGGCUGGACCGGCAGUGCCCUCAAAGAGUCUGGCUCAGGACAGCCAUUGACACAUGACAUUCUAGAGAGACUAGGGGCUCUAAAACAAGAUGGCCAUACCACAAAUGACACAUUUGAAGAGGAUCUGGAUCUGUUGCAACAACGACUCAUCGCCGACGGUGCUGGAUAUAUGCAGCGCGCUCCCUCGCACGACUCACAUUCCCUGUCCGACAGCAGCGCGCCUUCGCCCAUCUACGAGCCUGUUGCCCAAAGACCCAACUUCAGCAAUCCUUUCCCAAUCAGCCAAUACCCUCCCACACCUCCCAACCACAGCCCCUUUCCUCCCAACGCCCGAACCGUCUCCCUCAAGUCCCAGAACUAUCCCAACGUCGCUAUCAACCACUCGAAUCUCAGCUGGAACACACCCAUGACUGACUUUGACGAGGCCAUGGACUUUUCCACCCAGUACGACGCUCCUCUGAAAUUCGAACCCUCGGUGAUGGAUUCCUCGAUGGAUCUUUCGUCGUUUCCACAAGCCGUGUUUCAAGACCAGAUUGUGCCCACCGCCAUCAACCCUUGUUUGACCAUCAAGGACUGGUCGGCCCAAGAAGAUUUCCACCGCUACUUCAACCCUUCGGCGAUGGCAUGAUUUGACUGUACGGGUUAUGACUUGGGUACAUGGUUUUAUGAAUGAUUUUGUAUGCAUGAAAAGCGAGCGUCUGCAUGGGCCGGACGAUAUUCUCCACAGGGAGGGAAGAAAGACCUUGGGACAAGGCCACGGAGUACUUCAACGGACAGGUUGGAGUCUGUUUUUGACAGACCAUGGUGGUCGGUUUACGUCAAUUUGAUGAUUUGUGUUGCCUUGGGGACUGUUUCCCAGGGCCUGGUCGAACACCAUCUGAUUACGAGGUCGGCCUACUUUUACCACAUGUGCUUCAGGAGGGAUUACGUGUUUGGAAGCAAGGCUGGCAUACCUGGGCCAAGGCGUCUGCAGUGGACUUGUCUAUAGUGUCCGCAAAGGUCUGUACCGGGCAGUCUCUGCCUGGUCACACAAGUAAUGCAAUAAUGAUGUUCUGGCCUCGCAUCUCGUCUGAGCAUGCAAUGGCAAACCUGUAUCCAGCCACAUUCUGACUCAGCAUUAUUUGGGCAUCGACUAAUACCGGGAUUGUGUCGCAAAAUGGUCAUUGAUGACGUUCUGACAAGCAAGAGAAUGGGUGGCCUCAUUAUGCUUUCUCGAUUCAUUCUCGUUGCAAGGUACAGAGGACGAUUGUCCUUUCGUAGGGCGGGGUGGGAUGUGAGGGUGCACAAGCCAGGCACCGACAAUAAUGGCUCGACGGCUAUCUCAUGCUCUUCUUUGUCAUCCAUCGUUAAACUCUGAUAGCUUGGGUUCGACCAAGGUUUGACGUGGCGCUCAUUCCGAGCGCAGGCCAAACCCUGCCACCUCUCAUCCCAGAACCAGUAAGGCCCAGCAGCAUCCCGCAGGGGGGCGUGGGAGUGCAAACACGAUUUGACUAAAUCACAUCGAUCAAGUCUAGCAUCCCAAUUUUGGGAGGCCCUUGGCCAAGCAUUCACCUUAGGUUUCUCCAUCAUGCCACAUGAGGCAAUACCUCAAAGGGUUUACAAUUGGUUCAAGCUUUUUGAGGCAUGAUAGUUGUGGAGUCUAUCGUGGGCUCAGUACUCCGUAGUGCCUACAGCCAACACCUUGGUGAACUUUGCAUCUGCGUCAACUAGCUGGUAGAUCGAAUCUGUUGCAGACUCGCCGUUCCAGAUGGUUUUGAAGCUGAUGUCAUUGUGGACGACAGUGUUUAGCAACGACAUGCAUAUCGACAACUACAAUGUACGAAAAAAGGCUAGAAACUCGGUAACGUAAGGUUUGCGAAGGUGCGAAAAUGCGCUCAAAGAUCAUGUAUUGCUCCAUAGAGGGCGCACAUAGCAUCCUCGAACGGAGUCGGAGACUUCUGCUUCCGGCAAGGCAAGAAACAAAGUUGUCAAAGUUGCGGGACAACCACGCCACCCUUGCCGAAGUACUCGAGCACCGACCUCGAUAUUCAACUGCUAAGUACCUUGGUAACUACUUGAUAGGUUCGCUCAUCGGUCC
This is a messenger RNA of Exophiala mesophila, 2818 nucleotides long. RefSeq lists its product as hypothetical. The transcript has 2 exons. The record is from RefSeq and is a predicted model, not a curated record. Gene Ontology annotation, molecular function: DNA-binding transcription factor activity, RNA polymerase II-specific; zinc ion binding. NCBI's taxonomy places the organism in Eukaryota, Fungi, Ascomycota, Eurotiomycetes, Chaetothyriales, Herpotrichiellaceae. Gene Ontology annotation, biological process: regulation of DNA-templated transcription. Bases 671 to 1369 code for a protein of 232 amino acids.